UGAUUUGGAAAAAAUUUCGGAAAAGAAAUUUUGAUCAGACCUUUCUAUAUUCCUCUUGAUUCUCUUUACUCCAUGCCCCCUUCCCCUGCCUCUAAUUUGUUUUUUUCGAAAAAAUAAAAAAAAUUUGCUACUUCACUCAAAUUAAAAGGCCACUCAAGAGGGAGUUGUUCGUGUAGUAAGCAACAUCCAACCUUCAUCUUUAAAGUUAUGGAUUCGAGUCACUAAGAGAGCAGAAAGGAUGGGAACAGAAAGAUUGUCAUUCAAGCCAGAAAGUGAUAUAUUUGGCUACUUGUUUGAUGACAUAACACCUGAUUUUUAAACCAAAACAUAAAAUAUAUAAUGCAGCAACUUUGGCAAUCAAUCAAACAAAUCAAUUUUCCAAAUCCCUUAGAAGCAGUGCAUAAUAACAGCAUGGAGAAUCACAUUUACUUAUUGAUUCUUCUCUCUCUAUUUCAAUAUUACUCUCUGUGUAUAUCAGCUGCUUCCUCAAAUGAAACAGAUCAACAAGCUCUACUAGCUUUCAAAAAUCUUGUUACUAGUCCUAGUCAUGUUUUGGCGGAUAAUUGGACCAAAAAUACUUCUUUUUGCUCUUGGUUUGGUGUCACUUGCAGUUCGAGAAGGCAAAGGGUUGUUGCCUUGGCUCUUCCUAAUUUGCAACUUCAAGGCACAAUUUCCCCAUCUUUGGCCAAUUUAUCCUUUCUCAGUGUUCUCAAUCUGGGGAACAACAGCUUACAAGGUGACAUCCCUUAUGUCCUUGGCCACUUGCCUCGCUUGCGAGUGAUCGAUAUUCAGAACAAUCAGCUCCAAGGAAGUAUCCCAACAAGUUUAUUUCAACACCACAGAGUUCAAAAAAUUUCAUUGGCUUUCAAUAAACUCUGUGGUGAAAUGUGGAAAGGGCCAUGGAAUGUACCCAAGCUCAGUGUCUUAAAUCUUAUGAACAACAGCCUCACGGGUAUAAUCCCUCCUUCAGUUGGAAAUGCCACAAAAUUAAUGAACUUCAGUUUGUCUGGAAAUAGUAUCAAUGGCAACCUUCCAAAACAGAUCGGUAAUCUGAGCCAGGUUGAAUUUUUGUUCUUGUAUGAUAAUCAGUUAACAGGUUCCAUUCCGACAUCGCUAUUUAAUAUCUCGUCGCUGGUUGCCGUGGCUCUGGCAUUAAAUAGCCUUUCUGGUCCUCUCUUGCUUGAUGAAGGGAAUAUUGUGUCAAAUCUAGAGUUUUUAAGUGUAUCUAACAACCAAAUUUCAGGUUGCAUUCCUUCUAACAUAUGUCAACUCAGAGAGCUCCAAGUUUUGUCCAUAUAUUUAAACAACAUAGCUGGAGAGAUACCCAGAAAUAUUGGUUGUUUAUCCAAACUCGAGAAGUUUUAUAUUGGUGAUAAUCCAAUAAAAGGGACCAUUCCCACCUCGAUUGGCAAUAUUUCUAAUCUGCAAUAUGUUUCCUGUACAAAAAAUCGCUUGGAGGGGCCAAUUCCUCCAGAAUUGGGGAAGCUAUCAAAUUUGAGGCAAUUAGGCUUUGGCGAAAAUUAUAAUCUUAUUGGUCAAAUUCCAGAGGCUAUUUUCAAUAUAUCUUCUUUGGAAGGUGUAUCUUUCAGUUUCAACAAUCUCUCGGGGACAAUUCCAGCCACUACAGGUCUUCAUCUUCCGAACCUUAAACAUCUUCACUUGUCAGACAAUCAGCUGGAAGGGGAAAUUCCAUUGUUCAUAACAAAUGCUUCCAAGCUUGAAACGCUGGAGCUAUCAUCUAACUUUCUCAAAGGAACUAUUCCAACUACUUUGGGCAAUCUCCGUGAGCUGCGUGGACUGAUCCUGCAUAGUAAUCAACUUACCAAUGAACCAAGAGAGCAUGAGUUGCAAUUUUUCAAUUCUUUGGCGGACUGUAGGAUGUUGCAAUAUCUAGAAGUGGGUUCUAAUCCGUUGAAUGGAGUUCUUCCCAAUUCUAUUGGGAAUCUUUCAUCUACUAUUGAAGACUUCAAUAUAGGAGAUGCACACAUCAACGGCCUCUUCCCCACAAAUAUAGGCAACAUGAGCGGUCUUACAAGGCUAGGCGUUCGCAAUAACAACUUGAUCGGAAAUAUUCCUCCUGAGAUUGGUAAGCUUAAACAUCUCCAAGGGAUGUAUCUACAAAACAAUAAAUUGCAGGGACAUAUUCCAAAGGCGGUAUGCCAUUUAUCUAAUUUGGUAGCACUGUAUCUAAAUGUUAAUGAGCUUAUCGGUUUAAUUCCAGCAUGUAUAGGAAAUCUUAGCAUGCUAGAACAACUUGAUUUGGGUUCUAACAGAUUUUCAUCAAAAUUUCCCUCGAGUCUUUGGAAAAUGAGAGGUCUUCUCUUUCUAAACGCGUCACAAAAUUCUAUAGAAGGAGAAUUUCCACCGGAUAUUGGAGGACUGAAGGCUAUUGUAGAACUAUAUCUUUCUGGUAACCACUUUUCUGGCAUGAUACCAAGCAGAUUGGGGGAACUCCAAAACCUGCAGUAUCUUGACCUAUCAAAUAAUUCAUUUUUUGGCCAAAUUCCAUUAUCCUUUGCCAACUUGAUAAGCUUGGAGUUCUUGGAUUUGUCUUUAAAUGCUUUGUCAGGUACUAUUCCUAAGUCAAUGGGAAGACUCUCAUACCUUAAAAUUAUUAAUGUUUCAUUCAAUAAUUUAGAAGGUGAAAUACCCAGUGGUGGUGUGUUUGUGAAUUCCACUGUGCAAUCAUUUCUUGGGAACAAAGGUCUAUGUGGCAUGCACAUAUUGGAGGUUCCUGCUUGCACUAAUCCUGGGCUACAAUCAAAGUCUAAGGUGCUAGUGCUAAAGGUUGUUAUUCCAGUGGUUAUUUCAUUUUUUUUAAUAUUCUUCUUGGUUUCAAUUUGGGUAAUAAAACGGCAGAAGAAAGGAAAGUCCAAAGAUGUGGAAAAGAUACCAGAUAUGAGGACUCAUCAAUUAGUUUCUUAUCACGAGAUUCAGCGAGCAACAAAUUAUUUUGGUGAGUCAAAUUUAAUUGGAGUUGGAAGUUCUGGUUCUGUGUACAAAGGUACAUUAUCUGGUGGUAGUGUAGUGGCCAUAAAGAUUCUGGAUUUGGAAUAUGAGGAGGUAUGCAAGAGGUUCGAUACUGAAUGUGAAGUGAUGAGAAAUGUUAGGCACAGAAAUCUUGUGCCCGUGAUCACAACUUGUUCUAGUGCCUAUAUAAGAGCCUUUGUUCUGCAAUAUAUGUCUAACGGGAGCCUUGAAAAUUGGUUGUACAGAGAAGACUGCCAAUUGAACCUUCUUCAAAGAGUAACAGUAAUGCUUGAAGCGGCUAUGGGAAUUGAAUAUCUACAUCAUGGCCAUUUCACUCCAAUAGUUCAUUGUGACCUAAAGCCAGCCAACAUUCUUUUGGAUGACGAUAUGGUGGCUCAUGUUGGUGAUUUUGGCAUCUCUAAAAUUUUAGCUGUAAGCAAGUCCAUGGCAUAUACUGAGACAUUGGGCACUCUUGGUUACAUCGCACCAGAAUAUGGCUCGGAGGGAAUAGUGUCCACUAAUGGGGAUGUUUAUAGUUACGGCAUCAUGUUAAUGGAGGUUUUGACCAAAAGAAGGCCAACAGAUGAAGAGAUAUGCAAUGAAAAUCUUGACUUGAGGAAAUGGAUAACACAAUCAUUUUCAGGGUCUAUGAUGGAUGUUAUAGAUGACAAUCUUUUUCCCAAGGAAGAACAAAUCUCUUCAAAAAGUGAAAUCUGCAUAGCCUCAAUGAUAGAAUUGGCUUUAGACUGCACAAAGGAAACACCGGAAUCAACAAUAACCAUGAAAGAUGUAGUAAAGAGGCUUAGCGAAAUCAAGAUCACAUUUCUGGAAAUGUAGAAGUUAGCAUCACUUUCGACGGUGUUGUUUCUCAGCUGCAAGUUAAUAUGCGUCAUAUACUAGUUUUUAGAGUCAAUGUAUUAUUUGUAUUAAUAGAGGGUUGCAUUUCCCUCAUUUACUUUACUUUUGUGAUUUCAGAUGUGAGUGGUAUCGAAGUGUUCAGUUGCACAA
This is a messenger RNA of Capsicum annuum, 3978 nucleotides long. Its product is annotated as receptor kinase-like protein Xa21. Gene Ontology annotation, biological process: protein phosphorylation. NCBI's taxonomy places the organism in Eukaryota, Viridiplantae, Streptophyta, Magnoliopsida, Solanales, Solanaceae. The coding region runs from base 340 to 3807 and encodes 1155 amino acids. The transcript is spliced from 2 exons. Gene Ontology annotation, molecular function: protein binding; ATP binding; protein kinase activity. The record is from RefSeq and is a predicted model, not a curated record.